AUGAAAGAAGUAAAAAGAUCCAUUAGAAUUAUGCAAGGACCACAAGAGAAGCCGAAAGAUUCACCACAAUUGAAAAAAAGAGAAAUCAGUAAGUCAAGAGAAGUCAAAACCAUAAUUGUCGGAAGAAUGAAAGAAGUAGAAAGAUCUAUUAGAAUUAUGCAAGGACCACAAGAGAAGCUGAAAGAUUUACCACAAUCGAAAAAAAGAGAAAUCAGUAAGUCAAGGGAAGCCAAAACCAUAAUCGCCAGAAGAAUGAAAGAAGUAGAAAGAUCUAUUAGAAUUAUGUCAAUAAAAGCCAAAACUAUAAUCACCAGAAGAAUGAAAGAAGUAGAAAGAUUCAUUAGAAUUACGCAAGGACCACAAGAAAAGCCGAAAGAUUCACCACAAUCGAAAAAAAGAGAAAUCAAAGCCAAAACCAUAAUCGCCAAAAGAAUGAAAGAAGUAGAAAGAUCCAUUAGAAUUAUGCAAGGACCACAAAAGAAGCUGAAAGAUUCACCACAAUUGAAAAAAAGAAAAAUCA
This is a messenger RNA of Cetraspora pellucida, 520 nucleotides long. Lineage: Eukaryota; Fungi; Glomeromycota; Glomeromycetes; Diversisporales; Gigasporaceae. The record is from the annotation of a GenBank genome assembly.